AUGAGCCACCCUAUAGCGCCUCUGUCUUGCUUCCAGUGCCGGGAGAAGAAACUCAAGUGCGAUCGUAACGCGCCAUGCUGUGGUCGAUGCCAACGAUUAGCCCACCCGUGCGACUAUCCCAGCGCAAGAAAGAAGGUUACGGGAAAGAGGAAACAAGUCCGGGAGUUGGAAGCGAAGCUAGCCGAACUCGAGAGUAAGCUUGAUGCGGUUCACUCCAACAACCCACUGUGGGGAGCCAUCGAUGGCGAAGAAAACGCAGCGCUGGUAAUGGAAGACAUCCAAGAUAAUAUUGAGGAUUACGUCUUCGAAGAUCCGUCCUCUUCCAUCCAGACAACUAGCUCUGAACGUUCCUCAAGCCAACACGCUUCCUCGGGUCUAGCGAAGGAACUGUAA
Messenger RNA from Clonostachys solani, 393 nucleotides. Lineage: Eukaryota; Fungi; Ascomycota; Sordariomycetes; Hypocreales; Bionectriaceae. The record is from the annotation of a GenBank genome assembly.